GGACUCCAGCCAGCGAUGAGAGCCCCCGGCCUCUGGGUUACCCCGGCGGCGCGUCCCCGCCCCGGCCCCAAGCUUUACCCUGCUCGCAUCUAUAUCUGUCAAACUCUGGGCAUGCCAAACUCUGGAGUUCUUUCUACGAAUUUCAUAGGCCUGGUAUCCUUAUUUCGAGAAGCAGCCAAGAAGACAGCCCUAUAUUCUUGUCUAGUGGGUUAUUCGAUAUUGCAGACCGAUGUGAUGGCUGAGAAAAUGAAAAGAAAUGUUACAUUUGCAAAGCAGGAAGAGCAAGGUGAUGGUGGUCCAUCAGAAUCUAAGAGGAUUAAAACCUUCAAAGAGAAGCAUUCGCUGGACAGUGAUGAAGAGGAUAAGGUAGAUGAAGUUGCUGCUUAUCAGAUGCAUGAGGAAGAAAUAGAAGGGGCUGAAGAUGAUGAGGAUGGUAUCGCAGAAUCUGAUGAUGACAUUAAGAUAACCCCCUUCAAUCUGAAGCAAGAAAUGUCUGAAGGUCACUUUGAUAAGGAUGGCAACUAUCACGAGAAGAAGGAAGAUGAUGUACGUGACGAGUGGCUCGAGAACAUUGACUGGGAGAGGCUCGAGGAGGAGAAUGCCAUGAAACGUCGGGCAGACAAGGGUGAAGAGGCUGAUGAUGAAGAUGAGGGAGAUACAAAAGUGGUGAGACCAGAGCUUGAAGUGAUGCGGCUAAUGCUUGGAUUCAUGAAGGAAGGAGAAAGUGUUACCAAGGCAAUGCAAAGGUUGGGUGGUGGCAAGAAAAGGAUGGGAUCUGCAGCACAGAGAAAAUCCAAGAAAGAUUCAGACUCGAGCAAUAAAGUUACAGCUGAGAGUAAGGCCGACAUGCUCAAACUGACAGACCUGGUGGAUGAGCUUGUGGCUCGGGGACAGUUUGAUAUGUAUCAAUAUACAUAUGAGAAGAUCCAACACAAACUGAAACAAGAUGAGGACGCACAAGCUGCCAAGAAAGAUGCAGAGUUUGACAUGUUUGCAGAGGAGGUUGAUGAGAAGAAACUCACAACAAACACAAAGAAAGAAGAUGAAUCAAAUAAUAUGGGAAAGAGCGAACUGGAUCCUGACAAGGUCUAUUGGGAAUACAAAUGGGAAAACCAAGAAGAAGCUGAUGUCUAUGGACCUUAUGAAAGUGAACAGAUGGAGAAUUGGACAAACCAGGACUAUUUCAAGGAUGGGGUCUGGGUGCGCAAAGUUGGAUCCGGUCAGAACUUUUACACAUCAAAACGGAUUGAUUUCAGUUUGUAUGUAUGAGCCUUGACUAGUUGUAUCAGUGUAGCCUUUGAAGGACGAUCAUUAAUUGACUUCAAUGUGAAUCUACAAUCUGUGAACCUGCGGCUCCUGGAUCUGAUAUCUCCCAGCUUGGUCAUAGAUUCUUCAUCUACUUGUGUAUAGAUAUACUGUUUAUCCUGAAACACUUGCUAAUGAUGCCUGAUCAUGUGCAUGUAUAUCCUCUGAGCACCACCUCACUUUUAGUCAUGACUGAAGCUGGAUUUGUACAAGUCAGCAGGCAUAUCACCUAGCAGUCAGUAGGCAGGUCCCCAAAAAGUGACUUCUUUCAUCCAAGUGAUAUGGCUAAAGAGGUUUUGCAUAUUUAAUGAGCUUGUUGCGCUCCAAAACACCUUUUUCAUUCGAUCAUUGCUGCUCUAAUUAUUCAUUUAAUUUCAUGAUUUUGAUAUCAUUGUAAAGAAAAAAAAUCAUUCUUUCAUG
Molecule: messenger RNA, 1725 nt
Organism: Lytechinus variegatus (green sea urchin)
Lineage: Eukaryota; Metazoa; Echinodermata; Echinoidea; Temnopleuroida; Toxopneustidae
Gene: cd2bp2
Product: CD2 antigen cytoplasmic tail-binding protein 2 homolog
Exons: 5
Coding region: 16-1269 (417 amino acids)
Cellular component (GO): U5 snRNP
Molecular function (GO): protein binding
Source: RefSeq, a predicted model, not a curated record